GAUAAGGCUGUUGCCAUGGUGAUGAAGGAGAUACCGAGGGAGGAGUCUGCCGAGGAAAAACCCCUCCUUACUAUGAAAUCACAGGUGGGCAGAAUGCUGGUGAAUGAGCAGCAAGAAAGCAGACCCCUACUGAGUCCUUCCAUCGAUGACUUUCUCUGCGAAACCAAAUCGGAAGCUAUUGCAAGACCUGUGACAUCGAAUACAGCAGUUUUGUCCACAGGGCUGGAUCUCUUGGACUUGACGGAACCUGUCUCAAAAAACCAAAGCAAAGCAAAGAAGUCGGAGAAUUCCUCAAAAGGAGAAGGUUCAAAGACUUUAACUCACAGGAAGAAGACAGACAGUCCAGACCUCAUCAGCGUGGAUGCUGAGCAGAAAACCCAGUCUGUCAGAACUCCUGAGAAGUCCUCAUUGGAUUUAGUCAAUAUUCAGGCACAGCUAGAGAAAUGGGAUGACGUGAAGUUUCGUGGAGACAGGGCCAGCAAAGGCCAUCCGGCGCCCGAGAGAAAACCGUCAUCUUCCAGAGCUCCAUCAAAAGAAUUUAUUUGGUCUGCAGAGAACAGAUCCCAAUCAGAAGUGGCUGCUGUCAAGACCGCAGUGGAAUCUGAUUCAGCCUCAGAUUUAGAGUUAGCACCUGCAACAAAGGCACGAUCUACCAAAGAGCAGCGCUGGGGAAGCAGCCUCCUCUCACGAAAUCAUUCCUUGGAGGAGGAAUUUGAAAGAGCCAAAGCAGCCGUUGAGUCAGACACAGAGUUUUGGGAUAAAAUGCAAGCAGAGUGGGAAGAAAUGGCUCGCAGGAAUUGGAUUUCAGAUAGCCAAGAAGCACAAGGCCAGCCAUCUGUCUCCAUCAAUGAAAAGGGCUAUUAUUUUCAUACUGAAAAUCCCUUCAAAGACUGGCCUGGUGCUUUUGAGGAAGGCCUGAAGAAACUGAAAGAAGGGGACCUGCCCCUCACUAUCUUGUAUCUGGAGGCUGCUAUUCUGCAAGACCCUCAUGACGCCGAGGCCUGGCAGUACCUUGGUAUAACACAAGCGGAGAAUGAAAAUGAGCAAGGAGCGAUUGUUGCCCUCCAAAGGUGCUUAGAGCUUCAGCCAAACAACCUGAAAGCCCUGAUGGCCUUGGCUGUGAGCUACACCAACACCAGCCACCAGCAGGAAGCCUAUGAAGCGCUACAGAACUGGAUCAAGCAGAACCCCAAAUACAAGUACUUAGCCAGGAGCAAGAAGGGCUCGCCAGCACUGACCCGGAGAGUGUCCAAGGCAACAAUGGAAAGUUCAUUGCUGGAAGAUGUGAAGGAACUGUACCUGGAAGCCGCUCACCAGAAUGGCGAGAUGAUAGAUGCUGACUUACAAACUGGCCUCGGAGUGCUCUUUCAUCUGAGUGGAGAGUUUAACAGAGCAAUAGAUGCCUUCAGCGCUGCCCUCACUGUUCGACCAGAGGAUUAUUCAUUGUGGAACCGUCUAGGUGCUACCCUAGCAAACGGAGAUCGGAGCGAGGAAGCUGUGGAGGCCUACACGAGAGCGUUGGAAAUCCAGCCUGGCUUCAUCAGGUCUAGGUACAAUUUAGGAAUCAGCUGCAUCAACCUAGGAGCUUACAGGGAGGCCGUCAGCAAUUUCCUCACAGCCCUCAAUUUGCAACGCAAGAGCCGCUAUCAGCAGCAAGUUCCCCGCCCUGCAAUUUCAGGUAAUAUCUGGGCAGCUUUGAGAAUUGCUUUGUCUAUGAUGGACCAGCCGGAACUUUUCCAAGCCGCUAAUGUGGGCGACCUGGAUGUUCUGUUAAGAGCUUUUAAAAUUGAUCCGUAA
Messenger RNA from Eublepharis macularius, 1797 nucleotides. RefSeq names its product peroxisomal biogenesis factor 5 like (gene PEX5L). The transcript has 14 exons. Lineage: Eukaryota; Metazoa; Chordata; Lepidosauria; Squamata; Eublepharidae. Bases 16 to 1797 code for a protein of 593 amino acids. Gene Ontology annotation, biological process: protein import into peroxisome matrix, docking. Gene Ontology annotation, cellular component: peroxisomal membrane; cytosol. Gene Ontology annotation, molecular function: protein binding. The record is from RefSeq and is a predicted model, not a curated record.